Anthostomella pinea is the source of this 3006-nucleotide messenger RNA. The record is from the annotation of a GenBank genome assembly. NCBI's taxonomy places the organism in Eukaryota, Fungi, Ascomycota, Sordariomycetes, Xylariales, Xylariaceae.
AUGCCGGCGGGCAACGAACCCAACGGUGACCAGCCGCCCAAAUUCUCGAGAUACCGGAGUCUGAGGGGCAAAAGCGUCUCGACACUGCCGAGCACCGUGACUAGGAUGUCGAUAAGCAACAGUGGACACGAGGUCGGUCAGCAGCAGGAGGCUGCAUCUGGGAAGCCUAUCGCCCGAUCCACGUCUCGCUACCGCCCACGCGCGAAUAGCGUUGCUGUACACGGCGAUGCAACCCAGGAGAUUAAUUCCGAUCCACCUGCCCAUUGCGAACCUGCCGUACUGCCCCCUGUAGCCGCUAUACCACGAGCGUUAAAGGGGGCCGCAAUGGGACGCAGGCAAAGGGAGGCCGAUGGCGACCCUGACACCGCCCCCGACUCUCCUCCCCCUCCUCGACGACACCAGCUGCGCCAUACCGACGCGAAACAGAGCCAGAUACGCCGGAAGGUGGCCGAUCACGAGAGCCGCCCAAGCACCACGAGCGACGAGAGCCAGCGGCGGAGAAUGACCGAUCCAGAAGACCGGCGCAGAAGGCUUGACAGACAGGAUGAUGCUGCGCGACAAGCCGAGAGGGACCGCCUGCUUGCGGAACAGAAGAAGAAAGACCUACAGCGAUUGGAGGCGCAGCUAGCGAACAACCAGAGACCAUCUACGGCGCACAAGCCCAUGAGUCCAGUAAUAAAGAAGUUCGUGCUCUUCACGAAGGGCCGGAAGAAGGACGGGCUGUCUCCAUCGUCCUCAACGGGCUCGGUCGACUACCACGGCCGGACAGCGAAGCUCGAGACCCCGAAGGCUGUGCCAACAUACAUCGAACCCGGCGGUAAAGGGAUCGUGCCUCAGACGGACGCGCCGACGUCGGCUAUCAAUUCUGGGGACCGGAAUGUGACGGUCCGCUGCAGACAUCACACCUUUAAUCUGGAAAUUACGCCAGAGACCACCCCGGUCGACAUCCUCUUCCAGACGUCCAACAAGAUGACAUACGACCUCGAGAUCAACCCCUCGAGUUGUGUCCUGAUUGAGCAGUAUGGUCGGCUGGGUCUGGAACGGUGCAUACGCCGCUACGAGCGCAUCCGGGAUGUGAUGAACUCCUGGGAUAGGGAUACGCAAAACCAGCUGGUCGUUACGGUUGCCGGGUCGGACGAGCAGGACCGCGAUCUCGACGUUCAUGCAGUGCCUAAGGACGAGCAGCCCCAGGGGUUUCAGCUAUAUAUGUACCAUUCGAACCGGCCGGGGAAAUGGAACAAGAGAUAUAUUACGCUCCUGGCGAACGGCCAGGUCGUGUGCGCGAAGAAACCGAAUGCCCAUACGCAAGACAAGGACACGGCGAGUCUGUGCCGACUGUCAGACUACGACAUUUACACACCCACCGAGUCGCAAAUGCGGAGGCAUCUCAAGCCUCCGAAACGCUACUGUUUUGCUGUGAAGAGCCAGCAGAAGACUACGGUCUUCGAGAACACCGAUAACUACGUUCAAUACUUUAGUACGGAGGACCCCAAGAUCGCAGCCCAGUUCAGGGAGAAGGUCCAGGGCUGGCGGAGCUGGUAUCUGGUAGAUCGCAGACCGGAGGCCAGAAAGCCACAGAAGGUGUCGGUCCCAAAGACGGACGAGAAGCCUCCGCAGAUCGCCCCCGUUAGACACGCGCUCAAGAAGUCCAUCAAUGUUGCUGCUAUGGACGGCCAUCAUCUGCGGGUAUCGGUCGAUGAAUCGCCAUAUUCGAUUGGCCCGUUCGAGCCUCUGCUCGACAUGAAGCGGUUUGACAAGCGGUUAUCACAGUUUGGCAAGGACUUCCUGCCGCCUGUCCCGGAUGCCUCGACUAUGCCGAAACGCAUCCCCACGCAGCACCGUCGUCCGUCGAAAGAUGGCGGGGGCAAGACAGAUCAGCCGCUGAUAGGCACUAUUAAGUCAGCCAGCGACGAAGCGUUCACCGGCGGCCUCCUGGGCGAAGGGUACAACGAGCGCAAGCAGAGCCUGGCUGAGGCCGGAAACGGGGCUCGGACUACGGCAGCAGCAGCAGCAUUCACAGAGGGACCGUCAUUACUGAACAGACCAGCAGAGCCGGACACCCCGACAGAUAAACCCGAGUCGCCCUCCUGGUUCCCGUCAGCCAUGGAGCACACGGCGAAGCAGCGCACGUCGUCCUCGGCCGUCCGUCCCAACACCUCCGCCGGCGUGAUGCACACAAGUCGCCGCCCCUCGUUCUCCGCCUCCUCCCGCCCGCCUCUCCCACCCCCUAUCAGCAACAGCAGCAGCAGCCGUCCCACCACGCAGGGGCGCGACCAAAGGCACACGGCAACCUCGCCCCCAGUCUCAUACUCCCAUCCCCACCCCUCGCACCCCUCGCAGCACCCCAACCCCCUCGCCUCCCAGCCCAUCGGCAGCAUCUCGCACUCGAACCGCCGCGAGCGGCCCAAGCCCCUCGUCAACCUCACGACGCCCACCUUUCAGGAGCCGCCACAGUGGUCCAAGGAGAACAAGGGCCGCGGCGUCCAGGCGCCCGAGGGCAUGCAGCACCUGAUCGACUUCAUCUCGGUCGGCGACGCCGGCGGUCCCGGUGGCGGUGGGGGCGGCAAGGGCGGGAAUAGAGACCUGCUGGAGGUGCCGCCGCGCAGCACGUUGCGCCGACAGCCGCACUCGGCGCCGGCGAUGCCGCUCUCCCGGGCGCGGAGCAAGAGCUCCGGGGCGCCCCCGGGGCGGGUCGGGGAGGUGCCACCUGUGCCGUUGCUGCCUGGACUGCAGGGGCAGGGAGGACGCGAAAGGGGCCCGGGGCCGUCUGAUAAUAAGGGCCGCGACGUGAGGGGGAGAGAGAGAGAAAGGGGUAGGGAUACUACGCCCCGGGAUCGGGAACGGGAGCGGGAGAAAGACAGGGAGCGCGAGAGGGAGAAGGAGAGGGAGAGGGCUAAGUCGAAAGCGCGGGAGAGGGAAAAGGAGAGGGAAAGGGAACGAUUUAAGGAGCGCGAGGCGGCUUAUAAUGCUGUGCCUGGCCGGACUGGGACUUUGAAGGUCGUCUGA